Molecule: messenger RNA, 819 nt
Organism: Bactrocera dorsalis (oriental fruit fly)
Lineage: Eukaryota; Metazoa; Arthropoda; Insecta; Diptera; Tephritidae
Gene: Mettl5
Product: rRNA N6-adenosine-methyltransferase Mettl5
Exons: 4
Coding region: 85-735 (216 amino acids)
Biological process (GO): rRNA methylation
Molecular function (GO): nucleic acid binding; rRNA (adenine-N6-)-methyltransferase activity
Source: RefSeq, a predicted model, not a curated record
AUUUCGUCUCCCAGGACUCUUACUACGGAAAUACCUUCAUACCUGUGCUACCACGACUCGAUCCAGUGCCUUUGAACUAAAAUAAUGGCUUGUAUAAAGCUAAAAAAGUUGGAGGAGUACUUACAUGGAGUAGAUACAUUUGAAAAGCCGAAAAUCAAAUUAGAACAAUACAUAACACCGCCCCACAUAGCUAGUUGCGUGCUUUAUAACAUUCAGACCCUAUACGGAGAUAUUGAAGGAAAAUAUGUAGGAGACUUAGGGUGUGGAAGUGGCAUGCUAAGUAUCGGUUCAUUCUUACUUGGUGCUGGCAUGACCACAGGUUUUGAAAUCGAUGACGAUGCUCUAAAUAUUUUUCAAACCAAUGUAACAGACAUGGAAUUGCCUGGUAUAGAUUGUGUUUUAUGUGACGUACUAACGUUGUCUAACAAUGAAAAAUGGGAAAACGCGUUUGACACAAUUGUUACCAACCCUCCAUUCGGGACGAAAAAUAAUAGUGGAAUCGAUAUGUUGUUUGUUCAGACUGGUGUAAAUCUAGCUUCGCGAGCAGUUUAUUCAUUUCACAAAAGUUCCACACGGGACUACAUUCAUAAAAAGGUGAAAGAUUGGAACGUAAAAGGGAAUGUGGUUGCGGAACUGAAGUAUAAUAUUGACACCAGUUAUUCCUUUCACAAAAGCAAAAGCGUUGACAUCAAUGUGGAUUUUUGGAGAUUUGAUGUAUCUGAGAAAAACCUUUGAUUUGAUUCACUACAUAAAAUAUUUUGAAUUUAUUCUUUCAUUUAUUUCAAAUACCAAGAAAAUGUAUACAUAAGUGUGUAUGUA